AUGUCAACACCUGCAGUGACCGCUACUGGAACAACAACAUCAGCUGAAACGACUCCUGUUGCCACAACUACAUAUGAAACUACUUUUGCUGUGGAAACUAGAACUGUUGCGGGUACAACAACUGAAGAGAUAACAACUGCAACCACUCCUUUAGUUGUGUCUUCAACUGCAACCACUCCUUUAGUUGUGUCUUCAACUGCAACCACUCCUUUAGUUGUGUCUUCAACUGCAACCACUCCUUUAGUUGUGUCUUCAACUGCAACCACUCCUUUAGUUGUGUCUUCAACUGCAACCACUCCUUUAGGGCGUACAACUGCGACCACUUCUUUAGGUCGCACAACAACAGUUUCAUUAGAAACGUCAACACCUGCAAGUACAACAGCUAGAGAGACUACCUUAGCUGAAACAACACUAGCUGCCACAACAUCUUAUGAAACUACUUCUGCUGUGGAAACUAGCACUGUUGCGGGUACUACAACUGAAAAAAUAACAACUGCAACUACUCUUUUGGCUAGCACAACAACAGUUUCAGUGGAAACAUCCACUGUUGAGGAAACCACAUCAGCUAAAACUACACCCAUUACCACAACUCCUAAAACUACGUUUGCUGUGGAAACUAGCACUGUUGCGGGUACUACAACUGAAAAAAUUACAACCGCAACCACUCCUUUAGCUAGCACAACAACCCUUUCAUUAGAAACAUCAACACCUGCAAGAACAACAGUUAGAGAGACUUCGGCUGAAACGACACCCGUCGCCACAACUCCACAUGAAACUACUUUUGCUUUGGGAACUAGCACUGAUGCAGGUACUACAACUGAAGAAAUGACAACCGCAACUACUCCUUUAGCUAGCACAACAACUGCAAACACCCCUUUAGUGAGCACAACUGCAACCACUGCUUUAGUGAGCGUAACUGCAACCACUCCUUUAGUGACCACAACAACAAUUUCAAUGGAAACGUCAACACCUGCAAGUACAACUGCUGGAGAGACUUCAGCUGAAACGACACCCGUCGCCACAACUCCUCAUGAGAAAACAACUGAAAAAAUGACAACCGCAACUACUCCUUUAGCUAGCACAACAACUGCAACCACUCUUAUAGUGAGCACAACAACUGUUUCAUUGGAAACAUCCACUGCUGAAAAAACCACAUCAGCUAAAACUACACCCAUUGCCACAACUCCUUAUGAAACUACUUUUGCUGUGGACACUAGCACCGUUGCAGGUACUACAACUGAAAAAAUGACAACCGCAACUACUCCUUUAGCUAGCACAACAACUGCAACCACUCCUGUAGCUAGCACCACAACGGUUUUGUUAGAAACAUCAACACCUGCAAGAACAACUGUUAGAGAGACUACUUCAGCUGAAAUGAUACCCGUAGCAACAACUACUCAUGAAACUACUUUUGCUGUGGAAAGUAGCACUGUUGCGGGUACAACAACUGAAAAGAUAACAGCUGGAACCACUUCUAUAGUGAGCACAACAACAGUUUCAUUAGAAAAAUCAACACCUGCAAGAACAACUGUUAGAGAGACUACUUCAGCUGAAACGAUACCCGUAGCAACAACUCCUCAUGAAAAUACGUUUGCUGUGGAAACUAGCACUGUUGCAGGUACUACAACUGAAAAAAUGACAACCGCAACUACUCCUUUAGCUAGCACAACAACUGCAACCACUCCUUUAGCUAGCACAACAACUGCAACCACUCCUUUAGCUAGCACAACAACUGCAACCACUCCUUUGGUUAGCACAACAACAGUUUCAUUGGAAACAUCCACUGCUGAAAAAACAACUGUUAGAGAGAUUACUUCAGCUGAAAUGACACCUGUUGUCACAACUUUUCAUAAAACUACUUUUGCUGUGGGAACUAGCACUGUUGCAGGUACUACAACUGAAGAAAGAAUAACAACUGCAACUACUCCUUUAGCUAGCACAACAACUGCAACCACUCCUUUAGCUAGCACAACAACUGCAUCCACUCCUUUAGCUAGCACAACAACUGCAACCACUCCUUUAGCUAGCACAACAACUGCAACCACUCCUUUAGCUAGCACAACAACUGCAACCACUCCUUUAGCGAGCACAACAACCGUUUCAUUGGAAACAUCAACACCUACAAGAACAACUGUUAGACAGACUACUUUGGCCGAAACCACAGUCUUCGCCACUGUUCCAUUUGAUGUGCCUUUUACUGUAGGAACUAGCACUGCUGUGCAUACUGCAACUAAAGAAACAACAUCUGCAACCCCUCCUUUAGUGAGUACAACAAUUUCAUUGGAAACGUCAACACCUGCAAUGACAGCUGCUGGAACAACAACAACAUCAGCUGAAAUGACACCUGUUGCCACAUCUCCUCAUGAAACUGCUUCUGUUGUGAAAACUAGCACUGUUGCGGGUACUACAACUGAAAAAAUAACAACUGCAACUACUCUUUUAGCUAGCACAACAACCGCUUCAUUGGAAACAUCUACACCUGCAAGAACAACUGUUGGAGAGACUACUUCAGCUAAAAUGACACCUGUUGUCACAACUCCUCAUGAAACUACUUUUGCUUUGGGAACUAGCACUACUGCUGGUACUACAACUGAAACAAUUACAACUGCAGCUACUCCUUUAGCUAGCAAAACAACUGCAACCACUCCUUUAGCUAGCACAACUGCAACUUCAUUGGAAAUGUCAACACCUGCAAGAACAACUGUUAGAGAGACUACUUCAGCUAAAAUGACACCUGUUGUCACAACUCCUCAUGAAACUACUUUUGCUGUGGAAACUAUCACUGUUGCACGUACUACAACUGAAAAAAUGACAACUGCAGCUACUCCUUUAGCUAGCAAAACAACUGCAACCACUCCUUUAGCUAGCACAACAACCGUUUCAUUAGAAACAUCAACACCUGCAAGAACAACUGUUAGAGAGACUACUUCAGCUGAAACGAUACCCGUAGCAACAACUCCUCAUGAAACUACUUUUUCUGUGGAAACUAGCACUGUUGCAGGUACUACAACUGAAAAAUUGACAACCGCAACUACUCCUUUAGCUAGCACAACAACUGCAUCCACUCCUUUAGCUAGCACAACAACUGCAACCACUCCUUUAGCUAGCACAACAACUGCAACCACUCCUUUAGCUAGCACAACAACUGCAACCACUCCUUUGGUUAGCACAACAACAGUUUCAUUGGAAACAUCCACUGCUGAAAAAACAACUGUUGGAGAGACUACUUCAGCUGAAAUGACACCUGUUGUCACAACUUCUCAUAAAACUACUUUUGCUGUGGGAACUAGCACUGUUGCAGGUACUACAACUGAAGAAAGAAUAACAACUGCAACUACUCCUUUAGCUAGCACAACAACUGCAACCACUCCUUUAGCUAGCACAACAACUGCAUCCACUCCUUUAGCUAGCACAACAACUGCAACCACUCCUUUAGCUAGCACAACAACUGCAACCACUCCUUUAGCUAGCACAACAACUGCAACCACUCCUUUAGCGAGCACAACAACCGUUUCAUUGGAAACAUCAACACCUACAAGAACAACUGUUAGACAGACUACUUUGGCCGAAACCACAGUCUUCGCCACUGUUCCAUUUGAUGUGCCUUUUACUGUAGGAACUAGCACUGCUGUGCAUACUACAACUAAAGAAACAACAUCUGCAACCCCGCCUUUAGUGAGCACAACAAUUUCAUUGGAAACGUCAACACCUGCAAUGACAGCUGCUGGAACAACAACAUCAGCUGAAAUGACACCUGUUGCCACAUCUCCUUAUGAAACUGCUUCUGUUGUGAAAACUAGCACUGUUGUGGGUACUACAACUGAAAAAAUAACAACUGCAACUACUGUUUUAGCUAGCACAACAACCGCUUCAUUGGAAACCUCUACACCUGCAAGAGCAACUGUUGGAGAGACUACUUCAGCUAAAAUGACACCUGUUGUCACAACUCCUCAUGAAACUACUUUUGCUGUUGAAACUAGCACUACUGCUGGUACUACAACUGAAACAAUUACAACCACAACCACUCCGUUAGCUAGCACAAAAAACGCUUUAUUGGAAACAUCCACUGCUGAAAAAACCACCUCAGCUAAAACUACACCCAUUGCCACUACACCCAUUGCCACAACUCCUCAUGAAACUACUUUUGCUGUGGAAACGAGCACUGUUGCGGAUACUACAACUAAAGAAACAACCGCUGCGACCACUCCUUUGGUGAGCACAACUGCAAUUUAUCCUUUAGCUAGCACAACAACCGCUUCAUUGGAAACAUCUACACCUGCAAGAACAACUGUUGGAGAGACUACUUCAGCUAAAAUGACACCUGUUGUCACAUCUCCUUAUGAAACCGCUUUUGUUGUGGAAACUAGCACUGUUGCACGUACUACAACUGAAAAAAUAACAACUGCAACCACUCCUUUAGCUAGCACAACAACAGCAACUACUCCUUUAGCUAGCACAACAACCGUUUCAUUAGAAACAUCAACACCUGCAAGAACAACUGUUAGAGACACUUCGGCUGAAAUGACACCCGCUGCCACAUCUCCUUAUGAAACUGCUUUUGUUGUGGAAAUUAGCACUGUUGCACGUACUACAACUGAAAAAAUAACAACUGCAACCACUCCUUUAGCUAGCACAACAACAGCAACUACUCCUUUAGCUAGCACAACAACAGUUUCAUUGGAAACAUCCACUGCUGAAAAAACCACCUCAGCUAAAACUACACCCAUUGCCACUACACCCAUUGCCACAACUCCUCAUGAAACUACUUUUGCUGUGGAAACGAGCACUAUUGCGGAUACUACAACUAAAGAAAUAACCGCUGCGACCACUCCUUUGGUGAGCACAACUGCAACUACUCCUUUAGCUAGCACAACAACCGCUUCAUUGGAAACAUCUACACCUGCAAGAACAACUGUUGGAGAGAUUUCGGCUGAAACGACACCCGUCGCCACAACUCCUCAUGAAACUACUUUUGCUGUGGAAACUAGCACUGUUGCAGGUACUACAACUGAAAAAAUGACAACCGUAACUACUCCUUUAGCUAGCACAACAACAGUUUCAUUGGAAACAUCCACUGCUGAAAAAAACACCUCAGCUAAAACUACACCCAUUGCCACUACACCCAUUGCCACAACUCCUCAUGAAACUACUUUUGCUGUGGAAACGAGCACUGUUGCACGUACUACAACUGAAAAAAUAACAACUGCAACCACUCCUUUAGCUAGCACAACAACAGCAACUACUCCUUUAACUAGCACAACAACCGUUUCAUUGGAAACAUCAACACCUGCAAGAACAACUGUUAGAGAGACUACUUCAGCUGAAAUGACACCUGUUGUCACAACUUCUCAUAAAACUACUUUUGCUGUGGGAACUAGCACUGUUGCAGGUACUACAACUGAAGAAAUGAUAACAACUGCAACCACUCCUUUAGCUAGCACAACAACAGUUUCAUUGGAAACAUCCACUGCUGAAAAAAACACCUCAGCUAAAACUACACCCAUUGCCACUACACCCAUUGCCACAACUCCUCAUGAAACUACUUUUGCUGUGGAAACGAGCACUGUUGCAGGUACUACAACUGAAAAAAUGACAACCGUAACUACUCCUUUAGCUAGCACAGCAACGGCAACCACUCCUUUAGCUAGCACAACAACAGUUUCAGUGGAAACAUCCACUGCUGAGGAAACCACAUCAGCUAAAACUACACCCAUUGCCACAACUCCUCAUGAAACUACUUUUGCUGUGGAAACGAGCACUGUUGCAGGUACUACAACUGAAGAAAUGAUAACAACUGCAACCACUCCUUUAGCUAGCACAACAACAGCAACUACUCCUUUAACUAGCACAACAACUGUUUCAUUGGAAACAUCAACACCUGCAAGAACAACUGUUAGAGAGACUACUUUAGCUGAAAUGACACCUGUUGUCACAACUUCUCAUAAAACUACUUUUGCUGUGGGAACUAGCACUGUUGCAGGUACUACAACUGAAACAAUUACAACCGCAACCACUCCUUUAGCUAGCACAAAAACCGCUUUAUUGGAAUCAUCUACACCUGCAAGAACAACUGUUAGAGAGACUUCGGCUGAAACGACACCCGUCGCCACAACUCCUCAUGAAACUACUUUUGCUGUGGAAACUAGCACUGUUGCAGGUACUACAACUGAAAAAAUGACAACCGCAACUACUCCUUUAGCUAGCACAACAAGUGUUUCAUUGGAAACAUCCACUGCUGAAAAAACCACCUCAGCUAAAACUACACCCAUUGCAACUACACCCAUUGCCACAACUCCUCAUGAAACUACUUUUGCUGUGGAAACGAGCACUGUUGCGGAUACUACAACUAAAGAAAUAACAGCUGCAACUACUCCUUUAGCUAGCACAACAACCGUUUCAUUGGAAACAUCAACACCUGCAAGAACAACUGUUAGAGAGACUACUUCAGCUGAAAUGACACCUGUUGUCACAACUUCUCAUAAAACUACUUUUGCUGUGGGAACUAGCACUGUUGCAGGUACUACAACUGAAGAAAUGAUAACAACUGCAACCACCCCUUUAGCUAGCACAACUACAGUUUCAUUGGAAACAUCCACUGCUGUAAAAACCACCUCAGCUAAAACUACACCCAUUGCCACUACACCCAUUGCCACAACUCCUCAUGAAACUACUUUUGCUGUGGAAACGAGCACUGUUGCGGAUACUACAACUAAAGAAAUAACCGUUGCGACCACUAAUUUGGUGAGCACAACUGCAACUACUCCUUUAGCUAGCACAACAACCGCUUCAUUGGAAACAACCGUUGCGACCACUAAUUUGGUGAGCACAACUGCAACUACUCCUUUAGCUAGCACAACAACCGCUUCAUUGGAAACAUCUACACCUGCAAGAGCAACUGUUGGAGAGACUACUUCAGCUAAAAUGACACCUGUUGUCACAACUCCUCAUGAAACUACUUUUGCUUUGGGAACUAGCACUACUGCUGGUACUACAACUGAAACAAUUACAACCGCAACCACUCCUUUAGCUAGCACAAAAAACGCUUUAUUGGAAUCAUCUACACCUGCAAGAACAACUGUUAGAGACACUUCGGCUGAAAUGACACCCGCUGCCACAUCUCCUUAUGAAACUGCUUUUGUUGUGGAAACUAGCACUGUUGCACGUACUACAACUGAAAAAAUAACAGCUGCAACCACUCCUUUGGUGAGCACAACUGCAAGCACUCCUAUAGCUAGCACAACAACCGUUUCAUUGGAAACAUCUACACCUGCAAGAACAACUGUUAGAGACACUUCGGCUGAAAUGACACCCGCUGCCACAUCUCCUUAUGAAACUGCUUUUGCUGUGGGAACUAGCACUGUUGCAGGUACUACAACCGAAGAAAUAACAGCUGCAACCACUCCUUUGGUGAUCACAACAACUGCAACCACUCCUUUAGCUAGCACAACUACAGUUUCAUUGGAAACAUCCACUGCUGUAAAAACCACCUCAGCUAAAACUACACCCAUUGCCACUACACCCAUUGCCACAACUCCUCAUGAAACUACUUUUGCUGUGGAAACGAGCACUGUUGCGGAUACUACAACUAAAGAAAUAACCGCUGCGACCACUCCUUUGGUGAGCACAACUGCAACUAUUCCUUUAGCUAGCACAACAACCGUUUCAUUAGAAACAUCAAUACCUGCAAGAACAACUGUUAGAGACACUUCGGCUGAAAUGACACCCGCUGCCACAUCUCCUUAUGAAACUGCUUUUGUUGUGGAAAUUAGCACUGUUGCACGUACUACAACUGAAAAAAUAACAACUGCAACCACUCCUUUAGCUAGCACAACAACAGCAACUACUCCUUUAGCUAGCACAACAACAGUUUCAUUGGAAACAUCCACUGCUGAAAAAACCACCUCAGCUAAAACUACACCCAUUGCCACUACACCCAUUGCCACAACUCCUCAUGAAACUACUUUUGCUGUGGAAACGAGCACUGUUGCGGAUACUACAACUAAAGAAAUAACCGCUGCGACCACUCCUUUGGUGAGCACAACUGCAACUACUCCUUUAGCUAGCACAACAACCGCUUCAUUGGAAACAUCUACACCUGCAAGAACAACUGUUGGAGAGACUUCGGCUGAAACGACACCCGUCGCCACAACUCCUCAUGAAACUACUUUUGCUGUGGAAACUAGCACUGUUGCAGGUACUACAACUGAAAAAAUGACAACUGUAACUACUCCUUUAGCUAGCACAGCAACGGCAACCACUCCGUUAACUAGCAAAAUAACAGUUUCAGUGGAAACAUCCACUGCUGAGGAAACCACAUCAGCUAAAACUACACCCAUUGCCACAACUCCUCAUGAAACUACUUUUGCUGUGGAAACUAGCACUGUUGCAGGUACUACAACUGAAAAAAUAACAACUGCAACCACUCCUUUAGCUAGCACAACAACCGUUUCAUUGGAAACAUCAACACCUGCAAGAACAACUGUUAGAGAGACUACUUUAGCUGAAAUGACACCUGUUGUCACAACUUCUCAUAAAACUACUUUUGCUGUGGGAACUAGCACUGUUGCAGGUACUACAACUGAAGAAAUGAUAACAACUGCAACCACUCCUUUAGCUAGCACAACAACCGUUUCAUUAGAAACAUCAACACCUGCAAGAACAACUGUUAGAGAGACUACUUUAGCUGAAAUGACACCCGUUGCCACAUCUCCUUAUGAAACUGCUUUUGUUGUGGAAACUAGCACUGUUGCACAUACUACAACUGAAAAAAUAACUGCAACCACUCCUUUAGCGAGCACAACAACAGUUUCAUUGGAAACAUCCACUGCUGAAAAAACCACCUCAGCUAAAACUACACCCAUUGCCACUACACCCAUUGCCAUAACUCCUCAUGAAACUACUUUUGCUGUGGAAACGAGCACUGUUGCAGGUACUACAACUGAAAAAAUGACAACCGUAACUACUCCUUUAGCUAGCACAGCAACGGCAACCACUCCUUUAGCUAGCACAACAACAGUUUCAGUGGAAACAUCCACUGCUGAGGAAACCACAUCAGCUAAAACUACACCCAUUGCCACAACUCCUCAUGAAACUACUUUUGCUGUGGAAACGAGCACUGUUGCAGGUACUACAACUGAAAAAAUGACAACCGUAACUACUCCUUUAGCUAGCACAGCAACGGCAACCACUCCUUUAGCUAGCACAACAACAGUUUCAGUGGAAACAUCCACUGCUGAGGAAACCACAUCAGCUAAAACUACACCCAUUGCCACAACUCCUCAUGAAACUACUUUUGCUGUGGAAACGAGCACUGUUGCAGGUACUACAACUGAAAAAAUGACAACCGUAACUACUCCUUUAGCUAGCACAGCAACGGCAACCACUCCUUUAGCUAGCAUAACAACAGUUUCAGUGGAAACAUCCACUGCUGAGGAAACCACAUCAGCUAAAACUACACCCAUUGCCACAACUCCUCAUGAAACUACUUUUGCUGUGGAAACGAGCACUGUUGCAGGUACUACAACUGAAAAAAUGACAACCGUAACUACUCCUUUAGCUAGCACAGCAACGGCAACCACUCCUUUAGCUAGCACAACAACAGUUUCAGUGGAAACAUCCACUGCUGAGGAAACCACAUCAGCUAAAACUACACCCAUUGCCACAACUCCUCAUGAAACUACUUUUGCUGUGGAAACUAGCACUGUUGCAGGUACUACAACUGAAAAAAUAACAACUGCAACCACUCCUUUAGCUAGCACAACAACCGUUUCAUUGGAAACAUCAACACCUGCAAGAACAACUGUUAGAGACACUUCGGCUGAAAUGACACCCGCUGCCACAUCUCCUUAUGAAACUGCUUUUGUUGUGGAAACUAGCACUGUUGCACGUACUACAACUGAAAAAAUAACAACUGCAACCACUCUUUUAGCUAGCACAACAACAGUUUCAUUGGAAACAUCCACUGCUGAAAAAACCACCUCAGCUAAAACUACACCCAUUGCCACUACACCCAUUGCCACAACUCCUUAUGAAACUACUUUUGCUGUGGAAACGAGCACUGUUGCGGAUACUACAACUAAAGAAAUAACCGCUGCGACCACUCCUUUGGUGAGCACAACUGCAACUACUCCUUCAGCUAGCACAACAACCGCUUCAUUGGAAACAUCUACACCUGCAAGAACAACUGUUGGAGAGACUACUUCAGCUAAAAUGACACCUGUUGUCACAACUCCUCAUGAAACUACUUUUGCUUUGGGAACUAGCACUACUGCUGGUACUACAACUGAAACAAUUACAACCGCAACCACUCCUAUAGCUAGCACAACAACCGUUUCAUUGGAAACAUCAACACCUGCAAGAACAACUGUUAGAGAGACUACUUUAGCUGAAAUGACACCUGUUGUCACAACUUCUCAUAAAACUACUUUUGCUGUGGGAACUAGCACUGUUGCAGGUACUACAACCGAAGAAAUAACAGCUGCAACCACUCCUUUGGUGAUCACAACAACUGCAACCACUCCUUUAGCUAGCACAACUACAGUUUCAUUGGAAACAUCCACUGCUGUAAAAACCACCUCAGCUAAAACUACACCCAUUGCCACUACACCCAUUGCCACAACUCCUCAUGAAACUACUUUUGCUGUGGAAACGAGCACUGUUGCGGAUACUACAACUAAAGAAAUAACCGUUGCGACCACUAAUUUGGUGAGCACAACUGCAACUAUUCCUUUAGCUAGCACAACAACCGUUUCAUUGGAAACAUCAACACCUGCAAGAACAACUGUUAGAGACACUUCGGCUGAAAUGACACCCGCUGCCACAUCUCCUUAUGAAACUGCUUUUGUUGUGGAAACUAGCACUGUUGCAGGUACUACAACUGAAAAAAUAACAGCUGCAACCACUCCUUUGGUGAGCACAACUGCAACUAUUCCUUUAGCUAGCACAACAACAGUUUCAUUGGAAACGUCAACACCUGCAAGAACAACUGUUAGGGAGACUACUUCAGCUGAAACUAUACCUGUUGUCACAACUCCUCUUGAAACUCCUUUUGCUGUGGAAACUAGCACUACUGUGGGUACUACAACCGAAGAAAUAACAGCUGCAACCACUCCUUUGGUGAGCACAACUGCAAGCACUCCUAUAGCUAGCACAACAACGGUUUCAUUGGAAACGUCAACACCUGCAAGAACAACUUUUAGAGAGACUUCAGCUGAAACGACGCCCGUCGCCACAACUCUGCAUGAAACUACUUCUGCUGUGGAAACUAGCAGUGUUGCGGGUACUACAACUGAAAAAAUAACAACUGUAACUACUCCUUUAGCUAGCACAACAGUUUCAUUGGAAACAUCCACUGCUGAAAAAACCACCUCAGCUACAACUACACCCAUUGCCACAACUCCUUAUGAAACUACUUUUGCUGUGGAAACUAGCACUGUUGCGGGUACUACAACCGAAGAAAUAACAGCUGCAACCACUCCUUUGGUGAUCACAACAACUUCAACCACUCCUUUAGCUAGCACAACAACUGUUUCAUUGGAUACAUCAACACCUGCAAUGACAGCUGCUGCAAGCUCAACAUCAGCUGAAACGACAUUUGUUGCCACAACUCCUUAUGAAACUACUUCUCUUAUGGAAACUAGCACUUUUGCGGAUACUACAACCGAAAAAAUAACAACUGCAACUACUCCUUUAGCUAGCACAACAACCGUUUCAUUAGAAACAUCAACACCUGCAAGAACAACUGUUAGAGACACUUCUUCAGCUGAAACGACACCUGUUGUCACAACUUCUCAAGAAACUACUUUUUCUGUGGAAACUAGCACUGUUGCGGGUACUACAACUGAAAUAAUUACAACCACAACCACUCCUUUAGCUAGCACAACAACAGUUUCUGUGGAAACAUCUACUUCUGAAGAAACAACCUCAGCCAAAACUACAUCUAUUGCCACAACUCCUCAUAACACUACGUUUGCCGUGGGAACUAGUACUACUGCUGGUACUACAACUGAAGAAAUAAUAACAACUGCAACCACUCAUUUAGCUAGCACAACAACAGUUCCAUUGGAAGCAUCAACACCUGCAUUUUCAACUGCUAGAGAGAUUACCUCAGCUGAAACUACACCUGUCUUCACAACCUCUUAUGAAACUACCUUUACUGUGGAAACUAGCACUGCUUCAGGUACUACAGAUGAGGAAAUAACUUCUGCAACCAGUCCUUCAGUAAGCACAAUGCCAGUUUCGUUGGAAACAUCCGCCACUGCUUCAGAAACCAUGUCAGCUGAAACCACACAAUCAUAUUAUUUUUAUCAUUAUCCUUGCCUGACAUCUCCAUCCAGUCAUACAGUGAGCACAACACCAGAUUCAUUGGAAACAUCCACCAGUGCUGGAGAAACCACGUCAGCUGAAACUGCACCACCCUAUAAUUUUUAUCAUUAUCCUUGCCUGACAUCUCCAUCCAGUCAUACAGUGAGCACAACACCAGAUUCAUUGGAAACAUCCACCAGUGCUGGAGAAACCACGUCAGCUGAAACUGCACCACCCUAUAAUUUUUAUCAUUAUCCUUGCCUGACAUCUCCAUCCAGUCCUACAGUGAGCACAACACCAGUUUCAUUGGAAACAUCCACCACUGCUGGAGAAACCACGUCAGCUGAAACUGCACCACCCUAUAAUUUUUAUCAUUAUCCUUGCCUAACAUCUCCGUCCAGUCCUACAGUGAGCACAACACCAGUUUCAUUGGAAACAUCCACCACUGCUGAAGAAGCCACAACAGCUGAAUCUGCACCACCCUAUAAUUUUUAUCAUUAUCCUUGCCUAACAUCUCCGUCCAGUCCUACAGUGAGCACAACACCAGUUUCAUUGGAAACAUCCACCAGUGCUGGAGAAACCACGUCAGCUGAAACUGCACCACCCUAUAAUUUUUAUCAUUAUCCUUGCCUACCAUCUCCGUCCACUCCUACAGCGAGCACAACACCAGUUUCAUUGGAAACAUCCACCACUGCUGGAGAAACCACGUCAGCUGAAACUGCACCACCCUAUAAUUUUUAUCAUUAUCCUUGCCUAACAUCUCCGUCCAGUUCUACAGCGAGCCCAACACCAGUUUUAUUGGAAACAUCCACCAGUGCUGGAGAAACCACGUCAGCUGAAACUGCACCACCCUAUAAUUUUUAUCAUUAUCCUUGCCUACCAUCUCCGUCCAGUUCUACAGCGAGCCCAACACCAGUUUUAUUGGAAACAUCCACCAGUGCUGGAGAAACCACGUCAGCUGAAACUGCACCACCCUAUAAUUUUUAUCAUUAUCCUUGCCUGACAUCUCCAUCCAGUCCUACAGUGAGCACAACACCAGAUUCAUUGGAAACGUCCACCACUGCUGGAGAAACCACGUCAGCUGAAACUGCACCACCCUAUAAUUUUUAUCAUUAUCCUUGUCUAACAUCUCCAUCCAGUCCUACAUUGAGAACAACACCAGCUGCAUUGGAAACAUUCACCAGUGCUGAUGAAACCAUGUCAGCUGAAACUGCACCACCCUAUAAUUUUUAUCAUUAUCCUUGCCUGACAUCUCCAUCCAGUCCUACAGUGAGCACAACACCAGAUUCAUUGGAAACGUCCACCACUGCUGGAGAAACCACGUCAGCUGAAACUGCACCACCCUAUAAUUUUUAUCAUUAUCCUUGCCUGACAUCUCCAUCCAGUCCUACAGUGAGCACAACACCAGAUUCAUUGGAAACGUCCACCACUGCUGGAGAAACCACGUCAGCUGAUACUGCACCACCCUAUAAUUUUUAUCAUUAUCCUUGUCUAACAUCUCCGUCCAGUCCUACAUUGAGAACAACACCUGCUGCAUUGGAAACAUUCACCAGUGCUGAUGAAACCAUGUCAGCUGAAACUGCACCACCCUAUAAUUUUUAUCAUUAUCCUUGCCUACCAUCUCCGUCCAGUCCUACAGCGAGCACAACACCAGUUUUAUUGGAAACAUCCACCAGUGCUGGAGAAACCACGUCAGCUGAAACUGCACCACCCUAUAAUUUUUAUCAUUAUCCUUGCCUAACAUCUCCGUCCAGUCCUACAGUCAGAACACCACCAGCUGCGUUGGAAACAUCCACCAGUGCUGAUGAAACCAUGUCAGCUGAAACUGCACCACCCUAUAAUUUUUAUCAUUAUCCUUGCCUGACAUCUCCAUCCAGUCCUACAGUGAGCACAACACCAGUUUCAUUGGAAACAUCCACCACUUCUGGUGACUACGUCAUCUGAAAGUACACCAAUUACACCUUUUAAUAUAUUAUUUUCAUUAUUAUCCUUGCCUAACAAGGACAACUGCUGCAGAAAUGACCUAAGCUGAAACUACAUCCUUACCUACUGCUCCAUUAGAAACGGAAUUUGCUGUGGAAACUAGCACUGCUGCAGGUACUACAUUUGAAGAAAUAACAUCUCCAUCCACUCUUUCCGUGAGGACAGAACCAGUUUCAUUGAAAACAUCCACCACUACUGUUUGUCCAACAGCUGAAAACAGGUUCUGUAAUUAACAUUGGUUUCAAAAGGUGUUUUAGAACUUGGUACAGUUGCUGUUGUGGUCAGCCACCUCAGUUUUAAACCGUAAACAGUUAAUUUACUGUCUGAACAAGUGGUUUGUGAUGUUAUUCAUGGAGUUCUUGUCUUUGUUGAAAUGUCUUUGUUGAAAGGUAGCUUGUCUGCGCUUUUUGCGUGACAACUACAUUUACAUUGUUUUGACCUGAAACUUUACACGUUUUCUGCUUUUUAAUAUUUUAAAAUUCUUUUUCACUGUCUUGCAACUUCAAUCAAUGUAUUGUGUGUCUACAUUGAUUAUACAUUGUGGCUAGCAUUAAACUAAUGUUAAGGUUAUGGUAUUUAAGUUGUAUAUUCUAUAAAUGCUAAUGUGCAAUGUGAAAUAUUAAGAAGUUUUAUUGU
Paramisgurnus dabryanus is the source of this 14922-nucleotide messenger RNA. Lineage: Eukaryota; Metazoa; Chordata; Actinopteri; Cypriniformes; Cobitidae. The record is from RefSeq and is a predicted model, not a curated record.